Camellia sinensis is the source of this 4866-nucleotide messenger RNA. RefSeq lists its product as uncharacterized. Lineage: Eukaryota; Viridiplantae; Streptophyta; Magnoliopsida; Ericales; Theaceae. The record is from RefSeq and is a predicted model, not a curated record.
UCGUCCCAAAUCUCUCAAUCAAACACAACACAUGAUUAGUCAUUCAAUUUGACAUGAAAGCGUGUGAACCCUCAGUAGAGUCCACUAUUGUGAGAUCCAUAGCUUCUCUACUAAAAUUUGAACAGAACAUUCAGUCCAAUGAGCCAGAAGCCAAACCAAAUUUAAUCACUUUGGUGGGUUAACAGAAUCAAUUCACAUGGAUGAAUAGGGUUAACAAAACAAGAAUCAAGCUAGAAUGGAAUACCAUAAAGCACUCACAAUUAUCAAUCCACAUUUCUUGCCUUCUCCAAGCUAGAAAAGUUGCCUUUCAUAGCUAGUAGAAAACAUGUAAAAUUUGUGUGUGUGUGUGUGUGUGUGUGUGUGUGUGUGUGUGUGUGAGAGAGAGAGAGAGAGAGAGAGAGAGAGAUCCUUUGCUUCCAACCCCUCAAAAGCACCAUUUUCCAUUCACAAAGCAUAUUGCACCUUUGCUUGCCUCCCACCACUGUUCAUGAGCUAAGCUAGCAUGCCUUGAAAGAUUUGUCUUCCAAGUUUUACAGAUCAGACAAACAAUAUUAGCAGAUCAUUGGAAUCAAAGAAUGGAGUAUUUGAUUCAACGAAGAAGGGUGAGAAUUUCCGGGGUAGGACAAGAUAGCGAGGAAGGGAGUGACAAUAGCAGAAGCGAAGAAAUUAUACCAAGCCAGCGAACAGAAUCUUUUCGAGAUAAUAAGGCAGAGAGUGGGCUGCAGAGGCAAUUUUCUAGUGAAAUGAGUCAUACUGAGUAUGACUCAUCAUAUGAGGGUGAGUUUGCAUCUGCCAUUGCUGCUGCUGCAUUUGCCAUCUAUUCAGCUGAAGAAUCCAAUUCAGAAUCAUACCAGAAUAAGAAGUUGAGAGAUGCCACUGAAAUAAUACCCAUUAGCAGAGUCAGAACCACAAUACAAGAUCAAUUUAAGCCCCCAGAAUCGAGUCAAAUAUCUAAUUCUACACGAUUUUCUGGCUGGGAAGCCCGUGAUGGCGCUUCCAUGAGAAUUCGAAUGGAUCAAAGCGAAAAUUGGGUUUCAACAAGCCGAGGAAGUUCACAAGCCAAGGCCGAUGCCUGGGAGAAAGCUGCCAUGGCAAAGAUUGAAAAACGGUAUGUGAAGAUGAACUCGGCGAUUCUUGCUUGGGAGAGUGAGAAGAAGAUGAAAGCCAAACUGCAAAUGGAAAGGAAAAAGGUGCUCAGCUUUGACCUAUUUGGUAAAGUAAUCGAUUGCUGCAAUGAAGAAUUUAUGGUUACCGCGCACAGUUGGAAGUGGUCCCACUAUGUCCAGGCCUCACAUUGCGAACGGCCAAGGACUUGUGAGGGGAAGGAGUUCUCUAGCUGGCUAGUGAAUUUGGUGAGCAAACUUUUGGCACUUUUCACAUUUUCACACAUAUUUCUGUGCAUCGGCUUACAUGUAGGGCCACCAAUAUCUUUGUGAAAUAGCACGGUAGGCCAGGGAUCUUCCCCCAAUGUGGCUGCCACACAUUUCUUCAUAGAUUUCAAACAGAAAGGCGUCGACUUUGUUUGAGUGUACGCACUUCAGAUAUGAGCUAGUGAAGGACUUCUUAUACAGGCCGCCAGAUAGAGAGAGCCAAAACCGUUCAGACUUCACCUGGAUUUUGUUUGCCUUUUUCUUGUCGGUUGGCAGGAUUCUUUCUUUCAAGAAAAGAUUGAUGGGGUCCAUCUAAGAGGGACCUAGCUCGGUGCAGAGAACUUCUGUCUACACUGAGCCCUCGAUGCUGGGUCUUGGGAGGAAUUCAAUAAGGAGGGGGUUGGGGGUUGAUUUGUCAGCCAUGGAAGCCAAAUCGGUUAAUUCAUCUGCUCGGUCAUUGUCUUCUCGGCCGAUUUGUUGAACGCGUAUGGCUUGAAAUUUUUUGAUCUGCUCUUUUACCAGAGUUUAAUAUUUGGCCAUGUUGUCAUCUUUGGCUUCGUAUUCCCUAGUCACUUGAUUUACAACGAGUUGGGAGUCGUUGUAAACUAUUAGCUCAGAUGCUUGCAAUUAGAGCGCGCUUUUCAAUCCGGCUAGCAGUGCUUCGUAUUCGGCCUCAUUGUUGGAUGCGGGAAACCUAAGUGCGAUGGAAUGUUCGAUGGUUAGUCCAUUUGGUGAGAUCAAAACUACGCCCAGCCCAGUUCCAUGUCUGUUUGAAGCACCAUCGACAAUAAGUUUCCACAUUUCACUGACAAGAGCUUCCAAUAUUCUACGGGAUCAUGGAAUUUUUGAAGGUUCAAGUGUUCUGAGUUGCUUGGCUGCUCGACUAUUCCGCGUCAAGCGCGCCGUCGAUGAUUGCAACUUGCAUUCUUUUUCCUUCCCUCUGGUGAUAUGGUGUUAGAUCCAACAGGUUGUCCUGUUAUUCCCAAAUCCAUCAACGCAUUGCCAGGUUGAGGUGGGCCUUCAAAUGGUGGGUCUAUGGUUGCACGCGAAAAUUUCGUGUCACUUUCAAUGUCUUGUUUGUUAAGAGGACUGGCUUAGACUGAAGUGGGGGUUGGUUGUGCAAUUUCUUCCGUGCCUACCCUCCUCAGCCUGGUUGCAUCGAUCAGGUCCACCAGGCAAACUGGGUGAAUGCUAAGUGAGAAUUCUGCCACAAAACCGGCCAAUGCUUGGGCUUUAAUAGCAGUUCGGGGUUGAAACUUGACAUCGAAUUGUCCCAACUCGACUGCGGAUUUGGCCAAAGAAGUCUACCUGCUUAAACAAGGCUUUCAAAGGAAACUCGGUCAACAGCACGAUCGUGUGAGCGUGAAAGUAAUGUGCCAACUUCUUUUAGGCCAUCAUUAGUGCUAAGGUGAGUUUCUCCAGCAGCAAGUAUCUUGACUCUGUCGGGAGCAAGGUUUUGCUGACAUAGAAGAUCAAUAGGUGUUGUAUGCCCUCCACUCUUACCAGCACCGCACUGACCGCAUGUUGGGAAACAGAAAGGUAGAGGUAGAGUUCUUCGCGCUGUUUUGGCGUGACAAGUAAUGGAGCGGAGGAUAGGUAUGUCUUUAGUUUGGCCAACGCCUUGUCGCAUUCAGCAUCCCACAAAAACUUCUAUUUUAAGGCCUAGAAGAAAAGGUAGUAACGAUCUAAUAACCGACUUAUAAAUUGGUUAAGCGCAGCUGCCAUCUCGGCAAGAUGUUGCACGCCCAUUGCUGAGUUGGGCUACUUUAAUUCUUGUAUAUCUUUGAUUUGAGAGGGAUCCGCCUCAAUCCCACAGUUGGUGACCAAAAAUCCCAAAAAUUUCCCUGACCUCACGCCGAAGGCACACUUCGAUGCGUUUAGACGCAACUUGUGUUGUUUGAGAAUGACGAACAUCUCUGCUAAGUCGACCAAGUGGUCUGUCUCACAUUUGCUCUUCAUGACCAUUUGAGGUGGGCCUUCAAAUGGUGGGUCUAUGGUUGAGGUGGGCUCUAUGGUCGUCAGUUGGUUCAUGGUGAGCGAGUCUCUCAACCUAUGUCCGAUCGGGAGACUGCGCUUGUGUUGGGUGAUCGCAAAGUUGGUCGGACAAUCAAGGAUUUCGUUGAAGGUUUCCCAAUAUUUGGCAUUGUACACUUUGAAUAAGUCACCCAAGUCCUUUUUGACGCUCAGAAGGUGGUCGACUUCUUUGGGUAUUUUGGUGUUGGUUUUGAAUCGGGUCACAAACGCUUGCACCAACUACUGCCACCUUUCGAUACUUUCCUCCGGCAGCCUCUCGAACCAUUUCAGGCCUAAAUCACCCAAACUUAACAGGAAAAUAAGGCACAUAAGUGUGUCGUUCCGCCUGUAGCCAACCAUAACUUGCUGGAAGUGGCUCACAUGCAUGUAUGGAUCAAUUUUCCGUCAUAGAGCGUAAACUUGGGCUGGUGAAAGCCCGCAGGGAGCGGCAUAGCCUCUAUCUCAAGGGAAAAAGGGUGGCGCUCAGCCUCGCCAAGUCUCUGUCCAAAGGGACAUGUACAACUGGCUGUGGUGGCGGCAUUAUGACUUCUUCACUGGUGUGACCUCCGUGGGACAGCCGCUGCAGUGCUAGCACCCUUUGUGCCUCCCGCCGUCGUGCUUGUUCUUCCAAGACGUCCCUCAAGUCCUUCGAACGGGAGGAGUAAGAGUAUUUAGACAUUGUCGACGGACGUGAGGGACGGUAGCUACUAUCUCGUGCACACGACUUCUCCACCGAUGGGUCAGACUCACCAACCCCAUAGCUCUUGGUGAUUAGAAAGGAAGGCGUCCUUUGUUAGUUCUGGCUGCCUGAGCGAUGGGGUUGGUUGCGCUCAUUAUGGUUUUUCACUCCAGCAACACCCUUCCCUUUGACUUGCCGCUUCAGCGCCACCAUCUCCACCGCCAUCCUCCGGAUGAUAGCGUCUUAGUCCCUCAGCUUGUGCUCUAGGCGUUGAGCGUGCGACUCUCUUUGUCAUCGGUGUCCGUUUGGACUCUAAGAGUGAUCGAUGCUCCUAGCGCGCUUAUCUUGUGCAUCUCUGGGGAGCCCUCUAGAUGAAGUCUCCAGGCCCGCCAUGUUCGGAACAGUGGGGGAUGCGUCUCUCCUCCGGAUUAACUCUGGGGUGAUGCCGUCAACAACGAACAGCAGAGUUUGUUCGCCAUCUAUAAAAGAUGAUCGGAUGAGCUUGGACUCCUAAUAUUUUUUACAACAAAAUUUUCAAUUUUAGAAAUCAAAAAUUUAGUUCUUAAAAAUUUUAUAUGGUGUAGUGUAUGUCUACGAUCUAGAUUAUAAUACAAUACAAAAAGACAUGACACGUUAAUUAUAAAUACAUGGUAUUAGGGUGAUAGGAGAGAACUAUGACACACCAAAAAGUACUCUUACUCAGUUGUUGUGGGAUUAGUAUUCAAUAAUUUUCUGGAUUCAUAUUACCCAACAAUACAUUUUUUGUCUGGUUUUUGUAUGUUUACAUACUUUAUCAUAUGCAAA